AUACAGUGUACCAUUCAAGUAGAGAUGUUUUAGUUACUUGGUUGAAGUUCUCAUAAUUGUAAGUAUAUGAUUGACAGUUCUGUAUGCGUCGUUCUUUAUUUUCAGGGGUACGUUUCUUCAUUUGUUGGCACAUUUUUUUUUCGCGCCGUGUUUGCCGUUUGUGUCUUUCAACCAGUAACGUCAAAUUGAUAAGUUUAGCACAAUGGUUUAAAAAAACUUGAAUUUGUCAGGGUUGUAGGUAGGAAUUUAUCUGAGUAUGUCCCAGGUGAAUGACAAUGAAUGUAGUAAAUAGAAAAAAAGAGAUAAAGACUUUAAAAGAGUAAAUGUGCAUGGGUCAAAAUUGCACACAAUACAUGUACAUGGGAAAAAAUUAUCAAUGAUCAGGCCUUUUAUUCCCGUUUUUUAUCUUGACAGUCCCUGGAGGAUUUUCAACAAUGAAUGAAUUAUUCAUACCCUACAACAAGGUCAAGAAGGCGUCUAUAGUGCAAGAUUACUCUGACAUCCAAUGGCUGAUUUGCCUGACAAGCUGGGCCUUGGCCCCUAGCAUCCACUUCAGUGGUAUUUAAAGUAUUGUACUGUGAGUAAGUUAAAGAUUUGAAAAUGUUAUCAGAAGAUCUACAAGAAUCAGAAACAGAGGAACCACCAGAUUUACACUCAAGUCUUCCAGAGUUAAAAUUAUGGAAAGUGACAAAACUUCAAGAGUGGUUAGAAAAACACAAAUUGAAAAAGUCAGGAUUAAAGGAAGUAUUGGUAAACCGGGUUUAUCGAGCAAUGUCUGGUUACAUGGAUUCAGAUCCAGAUAGCUCAGAUGAGAACUUAGGUGAGGAUUUAAUUCCUGUACAUGAGAUUUCAAAUUGGAAGACACUAGACUUUAGUGACAUUCCAAAUGGUUUGGCCUCAAAAGAUGUAGACGGUUAUUUUCUCUACCAAAAGAACCCUACAACAGGAGCAAGAUUGCACUUUGACCGACAAAUGAAAAAGGCAAAACGACUAUGCAAUGAAGGGUUUAUCAGAGAUAUACUAUAUAGUGAUUUAUCAGACUUUUGCUAUAUCAAGUCCAAGUGUUUACCCUCUAUGAAACAGUCUGUUAGUAUUGGGACAUCUGGCAUGACUGCCAAAUUUUAUAGUUUAAAUGUAUGCCUAGGUAGAAAAUUUGGAAAUAUCUUCAAUGCUAGAUGCAACUGUAAGGCAGGUGGGGCUGGUCUCUGUGCGCAUGUAGGUGCUUUACUGUAUACUUUAGUUAAAACCAAAGAUUCAUGCACAUCAAGUGAGUGUACUUGGGAUCGUCCUAGACCUCUGCAGCGAAAGCCAAGUCCUGCAAGAGUCUGCGAUAUAACUUUUACUAAGACAGAAAAAGAAACACAAACAAAAAAAGUCCGACCAUAUCCUGGAAUAUACCAAGCUGGACCUAUUAAGGAGAUUCAGAAUGAGACUUUUCUAGAUGACAUUUUAAAAGGGUUGGAGAAUGCAUAUCCACAGUGUGUUUUAUAUCAGACACUUAGGUUUGAAAAUGCAAAUAUUGAUCCUUUUUUGGAAUUGUUCUACCCGGACUAUAUGUUUUGUGACUUUGUAAGUCUUACACGUGAUACCUGUGUUAAAGACUUCACACACUUUUUUGACAACCUAAAAGUUACAGAUGCAAUUAGUCAAACCCUUGAAGAGGGAACAAGAGGUCAAAGUGUCAAUACUAAUUGGAUAAAGGCUCGAAAAAACUUAAUAACAGCAUCUGUUAUGGGAGAAGUUUAUAAAAGAAAAAAGCUUGUGCCAGACAAUUUGUUGAAAAAAAUUUGUGGAUAUGUGACUGUUCCAGAUAGGGUCAAGAGCAUAAAGUAUGGACGCAAAUAUGAAUCGGUUGCUGUAAGUCAGUACAUUCAGAAACAUACAAAGGAAUGUGGAAAUACUACAGUCGAGUCUCGUGGACUAUUAGUCAACCCCAAAUAUCCCUUUUUAGGGGCUAGCAUUGAUUCACUGGUCACUUGCAACAAAUGUGGUGUUGGCUUAGUUGAAGUAAAAUGUCCGUAUGGCUCAGACAGUAAAAAGGAACCAUGGAGGAAUAAAACUCCAAUUGAGUGUGCCAAAGAUACCAACUUCUGUUGCAAUGAAGUAGAUGGACAGCUUGAAUUAAAAGACACAAGUAAUUAUAUGUAUCAGGUUCAGGGUCAGUUAGGAGUGUAUGAACUGAACUGGGUAGAUUUUGUAAUUUGGACUAAAAAAGGUAUCAGUGUAGAGAGAAUUAACUUUGAUGAAUCUACAUGGAAUUCUAUGUUGCAAAAGCUCAAAGAAUUUUAUAUUGGUUGUGUUAUACCAGAAAUAUUUACAAGGAGAGUAGAACGGGGGAAACCACUGUAUUAGAAUUUAACUUGUUAACUACCAUUUUGACUAUCAGAAACCUACUUUAAUAUACAUGUAUAUCCAAAAUAGCUGAUAUAAAUAUAAACAGCAAUAAAUGUUCCCUGCUCAUUUAAUUUUCAUAAAAUUUUUACAAAAUAUUAACUUUGACACUUUCAUGACUUUGACAAAAAUAUAAAAAUUUCAAAAAAACUUGAACCACACACUUUAUCAGAAAAAAAUCAUUGAAUAUAUAGCAGUUUGACAAAUAUUAAUUUUGAUCAUUGAGAAGCUUAUAAUUUUUAAUUCCUAGUUAUUAUUCACACAUUUGUCCUUUAGUCUUUUUAAUACUAUCAUGACUAUACGGUAGUUAUCAUGGUUAUAUCAUACCACAAACAAAUUUUUCUAUGACUAUUAUCUCUAAUUUUUUGGCACUUGUAUACAUGUAAAUGAAACAAACAUAAAAACAUCCAAAAACUUUGAUCAUGUUGAUGGCAAUAGUUUAUAGCAUAAAGCAUUAUGGAGUAAUUCUUUUAUUAAAGUAGAAAAGAUGUCAUUGAUGGAUGAGUUGGUGUUUUAUAUUACAUGUAAGUGGCAAAUAUUAUCUUUAUCUAUCAUGCCUAUGGCAUGUACAUGUAUGAUAUUUGCAAGUACUCGACAUGUCACAGUUUACUCAAAUAAUUUGUUUGUAAACAUGAAUUGUUAUUAUAUAUACAUUGUAUUAUUAGUAUGGGGCUAUGACAGAUGUAUAAGUUUUACCAAAAACAUUAUGGGACGAGCCAUUGUUUAAUGUAGUUUCAAUUUUGCUUUAUUUGAUCAAAGCAACUUUCAUUUUCAUGUCGUCGAAAUGAUUAAUUUCUUAUUUUAAUAUAAGUAGCAUUUUCAAAUUUUGGAAAGGCUUCAGAGUUUCAGAAACUAUAUAAUAAUAACCUCUCACUACACAUUUCUUUUAUACUGGACCUAUAUAUAAGACUUUCCAUUGGUAUGUACCAGUUGAUUGUGCAGCAUUGAGACAAAUUAAAGUUCAUCUCGAGCUCUUAUUCAUAUUUUUUAUUUACUUUGGCAAUUUCUUAUUGAGGAUUAUUUUGAUUUUUGAGACUUUUACAUUAUGAUUUUUGAAAUUAAGUUUUUAUGAUUUAGGAGUUUUAACAAUUAUUUUUUUUGACAUUUAAGGAAUAACUGUAAUAUUUUUUCUGUCUAUGAAGAAAUAACAUAAAAAAUGUGGUGCACACUGAAUAACCCACGUAGCGGGUUAUUUUAAAGUGUGCACCACAUAUUUUAUGUUAUUUCGAAUAGACAGAAAAAAUAUUACAGUGAUAAUUAUUUCUUAUAAUUUAAUUCUAAAUUUCAUUUUAAACCGGAGUAAAUCAUGAAAAAACGUCACGGUCACAUGACUAUAUUAUGUCUAUGGGCUGAUAAACAAAACGACGUCAGCCAAUCAGAAGAUGCGUUACAUCCAAAAUCAAAUUAUUGUAAAUUGUAAGAAAUAUUUUUUUCCCCCAUAUUUUUGUACUUAAAUGAGAAUCUUAUUAUUGCUGUAUGACAUUGUUUAUUAAUUGAUUUGUUAUCAUCAUUCAUCAAAGGUGUUAUUGUUAAUUAAAUUAUUUAAACCUU
This is a messenger RNA of Mytilus trossulus (common blue mussel), 3942 nucleotides long. RefSeq lists its product as uncharacterized. Gene Ontology annotation, molecular function: zinc ion binding. The coding region runs from base 601 to 2352 and encodes 583 amino acids. Lineage: Eukaryota; Metazoa; Mollusca; Bivalvia; Mytilida; Mytilidae. The record is from RefSeq and is a predicted model, not a curated record. The transcript is spliced from 2 exons.